AUGCUUCAGCGGCCGCAGCGUGCUCCAUGCCGUAUUCUGCCCCCCGGCGUCGCGGUGCGUCUCCGGCGCGGGUCAGCCCCCGCCGCUUUGCCGUGCAGCUGCAGUCUGAACGUGGCGGCCCUCUUUCACGAGGGGCCGCCCUCGCCGCCGCUGCCGCUCUCUCGGUGUGAGCUUCACGAGCUCCUCUUGGCACUUCCGCAGCGUCUGCAGCACUCAGCAUGGCGUGUCUGCUACGACACGGAGCACGAUGGCUUCUCGCUGCAGAAUUUCUACCGUACGAUGAAGCAGGUCCGCGACGAGGGCGAGCACGGCAUAGGCAUCUUUGUGGUUAGUGGGGACCUGGCGGACUCAAAGUUGCCCACGCCCGCGGAGGAAAAUACUCCAGGGCCAACGAAUCGGAGAGGCGUCCCCGCCCCGCCGAAUUUUGUCGUGCUGGGCUGCUUCACGCCGGAGGUGCCAUGCCUGGAGCACUCCCAGCACGCCUUCUUCGGCACCCAGGACACGUUUGUCUUUACCUACGCGGAUGUCAGCCGCCACGCACCGGAGCAAGGGCGUGGGGGCCGGCAGAGUGCGGUGGGCGUGACGCCCGCACGUGCGGCACUUGGGGCGGGUCAAGUCGCUCUGAAUCGAAAAAUGGCAACGCCGCCGUCAACGUCGUCGGUGCAGUCGCUUGCGUCCUCAGCUGCGGCGCCCCACUUGCCCCACAUUUUGUCUGUUUACCCUUGGACGUUGGAGGAGGGAAAUAAGGAAUUUAUGGUGUGCACCAACAAUUUCUUUGGCAUCGGUGGUGGACCCGAUGGGGCGGCAAUAUUCGUCGAUGCGAGCCUCUCGCACGGGACCAGCAGCGUUUUCUGCGAAACCUUUGCGUCCCCCCCGUUGGGCGGAAGACUACGCGCGACGCUGCGGCACUCGGAGUUUACGGUGCUGCGAAUGAUAUGGUUCAAGGUAAAGGAUAGAAAAGGGACCUUCACCUGCAUGGAGCUUCCCAAGUCUGAGCCGUGCGACUGCGGAAGGCUGCUGGAGGUUGAUGAUGGGAAUUGCUCGGUACGCGUACGCCACCGUGGGCACACCCCUGCUUGGCACCGCUGCAAUGAAGACCAUCAUGCACUUCUCGCCAGAGUCGCUGGCCGCGGAGAGGGGGUGGAGGAGGAAAUAAACGCCACAAAAAAGAGCGAGGUAGACAUGUGUGUACAUAUGUGA
Molecule: messenger RNA, 1200 nt
Organism: Trypanosoma conorhini
Lineage: Eukaryota; Euglenozoa; Kinetoplastea; Trypanosomatida; Trypanosomatidae
Exons: 1
Coding region: 1-1200 (399 amino acids)
Source: RefSeq, a predicted model, not a curated record